Messenger RNA from Bolinopsis microptera, 2488 nucleotides. Its product is annotated as glycerol-3-phosphate acyltransferase 1, mitochondrial-like. Gene Ontology annotation, cellular component: mitochondrial membrane. Gene Ontology annotation, biological process: fatty acid metabolic process; triglyceride biosynthetic process; glycerol-3-phosphate metabolic process. NCBI's taxonomy places the organism in Eukaryota, Metazoa, Ctenophora, Tentaculata, Lobata, Bolinopsidae. The record is from RefSeq and is a predicted model, not a curated record. Gene Ontology annotation, molecular function: glycerol-3-phosphate O-acyltransferase activity.
UCAACUUUAUUCAGGCUUAGAUGGACAAUAAAACCAGUGAUCGACUGGAUGCAGUCUUCAAGAAAUGGGAGAAGAAAAGUAAUGCAGCCCAGGCUAGAGAAUUCGCCAUCUCAAGUUCAGGAAAAGAGAAGUGGAUAUCAAAAUAUGGUAAUAGUCCAGCUGCGAUACCAAGAAUGAAGAAGAACUAUCGAACUCCCAGUCAACGGCAGAGAGUGCAACAUGACGGUUAUUCUGGUUACUUGCCAAGUUUAGGUAUCAAGCUGUCUCACAAAACAGUGACAGUGUCUAAUAAAUGCUGCUACCGUUGCACUCCUAACAGUCAUUCAGUCUGGCACCCCAAAACAGAUAAACAGAUAAAUCUUAUUCAUUCUCCAUCUUGUCGUCGUUUUGGAGUUUUCCCAUACUAUUUCAAUGACAUUCACAAGUCUUCUAGCCUGAAAGUAUCGACUCAUCCGGAGACUGAAAAUGCAGUUCUUACUUCCAGAGAAGUUCAGGCACAAAUUGACACUUACCCAGAUAAGAAUAAUGCUACUGCUGAAGCUUACAAGAUUUACAGUAAGAUGUUUGCACAUUCGUGCUCUCUUUUAGCUAAAGUGAUGGGCUGGAUGAUAACAAAAGUUUUCCAAUUUUCUACGACUGGUGUUUUCGUUGAGGAGAAGGAGGUAGAAAUACUAAGGCAAGCAGUUGAUAGAAAGCUCCCCAUUCUAUACCUUCCAUUGCACAGGUCUCACCUGGACUACAUAAUCCUCAUGUGGACACUCUGUCUCUGUGAUCUGCCCUCCCCUUUUGUAGCAGCUGGUGACAAUCUCAACAUUCCAAUAAUCGGCUCCAUUCUUAGGAAGCUGGGUGCUUUCUUUAUCAGGCGGAAACCUAAGGAGGAUCACGAGCUCUACAAAUCAAUUCUGGGUCAGUAUAUGAUCGAGUUGCUAAAAGGAGGUUCUUCAAUAGAGUUCUUUGUCGAAGGUAGAAGAUCAAGAAGUGGUCUAAUAAACCCGUCCAAGGUCGGGCUUCUCAGUCAAAUAGUGACUGCAGUAAAAGAGGGAGUGAUCAGCGAUGUACUACUGUGUCCACUCUCCAUCACUUAUGAUAAGUCACCUGAAGAGAGUCUCACUCUGGAGCUACAAGGAGCAAAGAAGAGGCUGAGAAUGUAUUCACUGCUCUGUGGUAUUAUCACCUUCCCCAUUAGACAGCACUACGGAUCAGUUAGAGUUAAUUUCUCAGAACCUUUCUCUUUAUCAGAGUAUGUAGAAAAGACCAUAUCAGAUGUGAGACUACCCUCUGAUAGGUGGAUAAACGCUGCGGACAUGGACACAGCUGCAGUGUUCAGGCUCGCUACAAGGCUGGGGGAUCACGUGUUGUUUAAUGCAAUGGAGACUAGCAGUGUCAGCGAGAUUGCUGUAGUAUCAGUUGUUCUCUUGAACACAACGUCUAGGAGUUCUCAGGCAGAGUUGGAAAAGGACGGUAAAGUUUGGAAUAGUGUGCUAGAUGCUUUGAAGAAAAACACUCCAGUCUCAUUUAAGAAGGGAUAUCUUGGUGAAGCUAUCAAAGAUCUGGGAGGGUGUCUUGAAGUCACCGAACAGACUGUUGAAGAUGAAGUGAUACAGCUAUAUAAGCGAGCACCUAACAGUAAAGCUGAUCUCCUACUCCAUUACUACUCCGCUCCAAUUGUCAUGUUCUCUCUGUCAGUCAGUGCACUGUGUAUCAGUGUUCCUGGCAUCAUUGUCCACAACAAGUUAACAGAUACCCACACUGUCUCCAAGAACAGUCUCAUGGUUCGAGCACAGUACAUCUGUGGGAUCCUACAAAGCACUGUGACGGCUAACCCCCCGUGUAUUGCUGUUGAUCAGCAACUAUCCUUCGAUCUGGACAGUCUUUUCACCUUGGGUAUCUUCAAACACAAGCAAACAGCUCUGUCAACUACUGAGCAAUCUCGACUCAACAAAGCCUCUGCUAUAUGGGACGACACUAAAGAUGUAGGGAAUAACGAACCUGAGUUUUAUGACGAUUCUCUUCUUGUAGACAUGAACAAGAUAGACUCCUGUCUACAAACUGGAUCAAUCCUGAUACCGUAUAUAAAAACCUUCUGGUUUGUUCUAGAAUACACGGAUAUCCUGAGAGAGUCUGUCCAGAUGAACAAGUCAGAGUUUGUAAGGGAGCUAUGUCAGAUAGGGCAGGAGGAAUACGAGAGAGGGAUCAGACCUGCUCUAUGCACCUCACAGUUCCAUAUUACUAACUUUGUAGACAAACUCAUCCACCUCAGGGUGGUUGUGAUUGAAGGAGAGUAUUUGAAACUAAGUGAACAGUAUGAUGGUACAGAGAACUUUCUGACAAUGGUCAGCUACAUUUCUCUGUUUCUUUCAGAGAGGACCCCUUUCUAUCUUGAUCCAGAGUGAAUGUUUCUUAUAUACCUAACUAGUGGUUGAUUUGCAUGAAAUUUUACAAAUAAAUGGGCUACAAGCAAAUUUCCACUCUUAUAAUUUUAUUUUUG